Gekko japonicus is the source of this 1899-nucleotide messenger RNA. It is a transcript of the gene WEE2, whose product is annotated as WEE1 homolog 2 (S. pombe). Gene Ontology annotation, biological process: regulation of meiosis I; mitotic cell cycle; protein phosphorylation. Gene Ontology annotation, cellular component: nucleus. Lineage: Eukaryota; Metazoa; Chordata; Lepidosauria; Squamata; Gekkonidae. Gene Ontology annotation, molecular function: magnesium ion binding; ATP binding; non-membrane spanning protein tyrosine kinase activity. The transcript is spliced from 12 exons. The record is from RefSeq and is a predicted model, not a curated record. Bases 1 to 1899 code for a protein of 632 amino acids.
AUGGCCCAGCCAGCUGCGGCGGCAGCGGAGGCGAGGGGCGGCGCUUGCCGGGCGACGGAGACGCCCCCGUCCCCGCCCCUGGCUGCUCCCCGGCCGAGCCUAGGAGGGAAGGCGAGGGAGAGGCCUGGCCCGGUCUGGCCCGCCGGAGACCCGCGGCUGAGAGCGAAGCGGGGACCAAUGGAUGACUGGGAGAGCAGCGGCGAUACGUUUAUCCAGAGGUUGGAUUUCUCCAGCUGUGGAGAAGACGAUGAGUUGGAAGAAGGCAAUAGCAUGCGAGAGGAAGAGCUGAGAAAUGUAACCCCUCAGAAGGACUGGGGCUCUCAGAGCUGGAGAACGAACUGUCCUGUCCCAGUUACCCCUCAGAGACCGCUCAAUGAUUUCUCCCUGGCUCGCCCGAAGCCCUGGUUGAGUCCCUUAAGGAAAUGCAAGAGAUCUCUGAGAAAGAACGCUGUUGUUUCAGAAGACUGUCCUGGAACUCCGUUGCACUAUGUCACUUGGCAAAAGCUGCAGCUCUGUGAUACACCACAUACCCCAAAGAGUCUCUUAACCAAGACGGCUUUCCCUUCACCGGUGGGGAAGUUCCCCGCCAAAGGGAUGAGAAACUUGUGGUUAACUUCUUGUGCUGAGCGAGAGGAACCUGUCCCAGCCUCAUUGGUUAACAUCAACCCGUUUACACCAGAAUCAUAUCGGCAGAUGGUCUUCCAUCCCAACAGCAAGAGGAAAGCCAGAGGGGAGCUGGAGGAUCCCGGCCAAAGAGGGAGCCGAGUGGAGCAGGGGGUGCCAGUCAAGAGGUUUCUCUUGCGUGACAACAACAUGGUGUCCCGCUACAAGAAGGAGUUCCUGGAGCUGGAAAAAAUUGGUGUGGGGGAGUUUGGCUCUGUAUACAAGUGCAUCAAAAGGUUGGACGGAUGCGUCUACGCUAUCAAGCGCUCGAAGAGACCUCUUGCUGGAUCCUCGGAUGAGCAAAUGGCUUUGCGGGAAGUCUAUGCCCAUGCAGUGCUUGGUCAUCACCCCCACGUGGUACGCUACUAUUCUGCUUGGGCAGAAGAUGAUCACAUGAUCAUUCAGAAUGAACACUGCAAUGGGGGGGGCUCUGGGGAUGUGCUUUUGGAAAAGGCAAAGACUGCAGAUUAUCUGAAGGAACCGGAGCUGAAGGAGAUCCUGCUGCAGGUGUCCAUGGGGCUGAAAUUUAUUCACGCCUCCGGCCUGGUGCACUUGGACAUCAAACCCAGCAAUAUUUUUAUCUGCCACAAACUGGUUGGACCUGCUGGUGAAGAAGAGAGUGACAGUGAAGAGGACGGAUUUGCCUCUUCUAACGUGGUGUAUAAAAUUGGGGACCUAGGACAUGUGACAUCGGUAACCAGUCCUCAAGUGGAAGAGGGGGAUAGCCGCUUCUUGGCCAAUGAAGUCUUGCAAGAGCAAUACUGCCAUCUGACUAAGGCAGACAUCUUUGCCCUUGCGUUGACAAUUGCACGAGCAGCAGGCUGUGGCCCACUGCCCCGCAACGAUACCCCGUGGCACCACAUCCGGAAAGGCAACCUGCCACUCAUCCCGCAACAGCUUUCACGUGGCUUUACUGACCUGCUGAAGCUUAUGAUUCAUCCUGAUCCAGUCACCAGGCCCUCAGCUACUGCGUUAACCAAACACCCUGUCCUGCGACCUUCUCUUGGCAAAGCUGCCCAACUUCAGAAGCAGCUAAAUGUGGAGAAAUCCAAAACAGCCAUGCUAGAAAGGGAGCUGAGAGCCAUCCGCCUGGCGCAAACCUUCAGAAAGGACCCGUCUUUGGAAUGUGACAAGGCUGGAGCUUCUGGGGCCAAUUCAAAGCAACAGAGCGGCAAGAAACGACUGGUGGGAGGGAAGAGUGCCCGGUCAUUCAGCUAUACUUGCGGCGGCUACUGA